Messenger RNA from Macrobrachium nipponense, 543 nucleotides. RefSeq lists its product as uncharacterized. Bases 1 to 543 code for a protein of 180 amino acids. NCBI's taxonomy places the organism in Eukaryota, Metazoa, Arthropoda, Malacostraca, Decapoda, Palaemonidae. The record is from RefSeq and is a predicted model, not a curated record. The transcript has a single exon.
AUGCCUAGAAAUACCCAUCUUACAAGAGAACCCACGAAAUGCAUAGUAUACCACUCCAAGCUUAAAUGUAAGAUUCCAUCUUCAUCUCGAGCCUUGGAGUCCUUUCAUGAAGAGAUCAUUGUGUCGGUUAAUGACUGCGAGGAACGUUGUAAAACACAGUCGAGUCGUCCUCCUCCUCCCUCUACUCCUCCAAGUCCUAUUCAUCCUUUUCCUCCUACUCCUAUUCCUACUCCAACUCCUCCUCCUCCGCCUCUGUCUCCUACUCCUUCUCCAAGUCCUAUUCCUCCUCCUCCUCUUAUUUCUACUCCUACUCCUACUCCUCCAAGUCCUAUUGCUCCCCCUCCUCCUCCUAUUCCUCCUCCGCCUCCUACUCCUUCUCCAAGUCCUAUUCCUCCUCCUACUCCUACUCUUCUUCCUCCUCCUCCACCUCCAACCCCUCCUUCGUCUCCUACUCCUUCUCCUAUUCCUCCUCCUCCUCCUACUCUUCUUCCUUCUCCUCCUCCUCCUCCUACUCUUCUUCCUUCUCCUUCUCCUCCUCUGUGA